This is a messenger RNA of Besnoitia besnoiti, 1101 nucleotides long. RefSeq lists its product as uncharacterized. The transcript is spliced from 6 exons. The coding region runs from base 1 to 1101 and encodes 366 amino acids. The record is from RefSeq and is a predicted model, not a curated record. Lineage: Eukaryota; Apicomplexa; Conoidasida; Eucoccidiorida; Sarcocystidae.
AUGAUGAAGUGGUACUGGCCGUCCAAGUAUAUGUUCCAGGACGUACAGAUGGCUCAGUAUUUUCAGAUGCAAGCAAUGCGAUUCGCUCAGCGUCCCGCGCACGCCUCAAUGACAAAGCUUUCUUCCGCAAUGGAGGAGUGCUGGCGUAAACGAGAUGCGGUGCGGUCGCUUUUUCAAAGUAUAGAUGAACGGGUGUUCCGCGAAAACCCAACACUGCAAGACCUUUACGGGCUUUAUCGAACGCUCUGCGCAGAAAACCCCCUUCGAUUCCCUGUCGACCCUGCAAUGUGGAGAAAUCCUGAAUUCACAUGGCGACACCCUGAUGUCCAGACUGGGAUCGGUUUGAGCCUAUCAGGCGACGUGCGAGUUCGCCAUCCUCAUGGAGACAAGUCUCCGGUUGCAAGCGACUGUGCGAAACACCUGUCGGACGCAAGGCAGAUGUCCCCCUCAAGUGCCGACAACGAGGUGUCCCGUCUCCUCUUUUCACAGACGGAGCAGUCGCACUACAUCCGCAGUAUUUGCGCAGCUGCGCCCGCAGUACAUGGUCGAAAAGGCAGCUGGCUACGUGACCGGCUUCACAGCGUCAGUGAAGGCGAAGCCGAUCAUGAAAUCUCAGGCAACGAGCGAAAGUCACUACGCCUCGAUGUUCCAGCAGCCGCUUCAGGUUUGCCUCGAGACCGGAUGCAGCAGUGUUUGUUGGCCCUGUCGUCUUUACCAGAGGCUGGUCUCAGCAGUAGCGACUCUGAGAGAAUGCAACAGCCGCCGGUACUUCGCGUUGACGUAGGCCUAGGAGAUCCCGAGCCGGUGCAGGAUGCUGCUGCUUUCAAGAAAAAGCAGGAGCGAAGUUUACGCGCGUUAGAAACAGCACUCGACCACGACGACAAGUUGGCGCGAUACCAUGGCGCACACCAUAGGUUUUUCGACCCUUUCUUCAGGAGAAAGCGGCUGUCAUUUUUAGACCGGUUCGCGCGCGAACGCAUUAAAGGCGAGAAGGCGAGGCAGCUCGGCGCUAAGCUGUAUGUGAAGCAUCCUGACCAGAAGUCUGUGUGGCCCGACAACAAAGGCCUGCUUACGAGGAAGUGGCCAUCGCCUUUCCAUUAA